This is a messenger RNA of Ustilago hordei, 2310 nucleotides long. RefSeq lists its product as uncharacterized. The transcript has a single exon. Lineage: Eukaryota; Fungi; Basidiomycota; Ustilaginomycetes; Ustilaginales; Ustilaginaceae. The record is from RefSeq and is a predicted model, not a curated record. Gene Ontology annotation, molecular function: nucleic acid binding. Gene Ontology annotation, biological process: DNA integration. Bases 1 to 2310 code for a protein of 769 amino acids.
AUGGACCCAGAAAAGGUGCGCACUGUCAAGGAGUGGCCAAUGCCGGAGUCAAUCCAUGACAUCCAGAGGUUCCUGGGUUUUGCCAACUUCUAUCGAAGGUUCAUAGCCCACUUUGCUUGCAUAGCCAAGCCCUUGACAGCACUGGUAAAGCCUAUAGAACGGUUCAAGAAGUUCGAGCUACCAGAGGAGGCCCAACAGGCCUUCCACAAGCUCAUCCAGGCCUUCACAUCAGCAGGAGUGCUUCAGCACUUCGACUACCACCUUCCAACAAGGUUGGAGACUGAUGCAAGUGACUUUGCUAUAGCAGGAGUACUCAAGCAGGAGCAUGAAGGACGAUGGCAUCCAGUGGCCUUCUACUCUAGGAAGAUGUCUUCUGCCGAGAAGAACUAUGAGAUCCAUGAUAAGGAGCUCCUAGCUGUGGUCGCCUGCCUCACUCAGUGGCGACACAUGCUAGCUGGACUACCGAACCAACUGGUCAUCCUCACUGACCAUGAAGCCCUCAAGUACUUCAAGUCACAGAGACGCAUCACAGGUCGACAAGCUCGAUGGGCAAUACUACUAGCAGACUUCGACUUCAUAUUGCAGUAUCGACCAGGAGACAAAGGUGGUGAACCCGAUGCUCUCACCAGAAGGACAGACAUGCAACCAGCCGGUGAAGAGCAGGAUCACAAUGUGAGGCAACUACUGCCUCCUCGAGUGUUCAAGGAGACAGCAGACCAUGACUCGCUCCUAGUGGCCCCCAUGAUCUCGAUGGAGUCCAUAGCAUCAAAAGGUCUCAAAGACCUGGUCAAGAUCUUCCAGCCUUUAGACCAAGAGCUACAGGAGAUACAUAGGAAGAAGCCUUUCGAACUCAAGGAUGACCUAUGGUACAGUGGAGGAAGGUUGGUUAUCCCCAAGGUGAUCAUGCCAGGGAGGACCAACAACCGACACUCAAGGAGUGCCAAAGAGGUAGAUGGACAGUCUCUCUCUGUAGAGCAUCUGCGAUUCAUGGUGAUGACCCAAUGCCAUGAUGGUAUCACUGCUGGACAUGUAGGAAGAGAUGCUACCAUCAAGGCAGCUCAACGACAUUACUGGUGGCCAAACAUGACAGCUUGGAUUGCAGACUAUGUAGCAAGUUGUCCUGUAUGUGCUAGGUACAAAGCUCCUCGUCAUCGUCCAUAUGGUUUGCUACAGCCACUAGCAACCCCAGACAGGCCCUGGGGCUCCAUAUCCCUCGACUUCAUUGAAGGACUACCACCAUCAAAGAAGUAUGACUCCAAGACCUAUGACUCUAUCCUAGUCAUUGUCGACAGGUUAACCAAGUUUGCCAUACUAGCUCCAACCCAUAAGACAGUCACAGCCAAACAGACUGCAGUAUUGCUAUAUGGACACAUGGUUAGACUCUUCGGAUAUCCAGAUCACAUGGUCUCGGACCAAGGCAGGCAGUUCAUAUCAGGAGCAUGGAAGGCAUUUGCAGAGCAAAUGGGUGUGAAGCACUCACUUAGCACAGCCUACCAUCCUCAAACUGAUGGUCAGACAGAGAGAGUCAAUCAGGUCAUAGAGCAAUAUCUCAGGAUGUACUGCAACUAUGAGCAGAAUGACUGGGCCAACCUGCUGGACACUGCGGCCUUUGUAUACAACAACACGGUCCACAACAGCAUUGGUGUCUCACCAUUCUUUGCAUGCUAUGGAUGGAACCCCAAAGCUCAUCCUGACAUCCCUCAACGACUAGGAGUCAAUGAUCCAGGUCGCUUCGAGUACCUCAUGGAUGGAAAGGAGCGUUGCAAGUACCUCCAGGAGCAGAUCAGAGAGGCACAACGUAGAUCAGUAAACCAGUAUAACAGGAAGCACAAGGACAUCGAGUUUAAGGUGGGUGAUAUGGUCUAUAUCAACCGACGAAACUGGAAGACAAGGAGACCCACACCCAAGUUAGACACCCGGUUUGCAGGACCCUACCCAGUUCAGGAACGGGUAGGAUGCCGAGCUUAUCGAAUCAUAUUGCCAGCAAACCUUAGGGUGCAUGAUGUGUUCCAUGUCUCCAUGCUCGAGCCAGCAAGAACAAGUUCUCUUCCUCAACGUGCUGAACAGCCCACCAUACCAUCACUUCCAGAUGAGGACCUCGACUUCGAAGUCGAAGCACUCAUUGACAAGCGUUCACACAAUGGGACUACGGAGUACAAGGUGUUGUGGAGAGGGUACUCAGAGGAAGCUGCUUCAUGGGAACCAGUAGAGAACCUCAACUGUCCCGACCUCAUCCAGGAGUAUGAGGUGUCGGAGGGGGGACGAGUGAGUGGACAGAGUGGAGAGAGGAGGAGAGAACAGGAGGAGUAG